AUGUCACCGCUACCGUCCAUUGUAUUGGGUCCAUUGUCCAUUGGCGUCGUCGUCUCGAGCAUUCUAUUCGGGAUAACCUGCCUACAACUGUAUCUCUAUUACACGAGAUUCUCGAACAAGGACGGAAUCACUCUCAAACUUUAUGUCGCUGCGCUCAUGACAAUCGAUAGUUUGCACGUCGUAUUGCUAAUACUGACGAACUAUCAUUACACUGUGACGUCGUUCAAUGACCCGCUCGCAGAUCUUACCCGUAUCGAUAUCAGGGCCCUCUUGGGUCAGGUCACUGUCGGUGGUGUACUAGGUGCUAUGGUCCAACAGGUUGAGAUUAUACACCUCACCAAAGCCGAUGCACUACUGCCAUACACCGUAGCCGGCUUGGGGGUCGGCAUAGCAUGCGAUUUGCUGAUUGUCGUCACCCUCAUUUACUACCUGCGCGUGAGACGGACGGGUUUCCCUAAGACGAAACGUGCCAUUAAUCUGCUCAUCGUGUAUGCAUUGAACACAUGUAUGCUUACUACGAUGUUUGCGGUUUUGCACCUCAUAACGUUUCUCAUCUACUCUGAGACCAUGGUGUACACUGUCUUCUGGUUUGUCCUGAUUCGCCUGUACACCUGCACCACACUCUCGACGUUGAACUCGAGGGAAACCGUGAAACACGUCCUCGAAGCCCACGGCCUCAUCAGCAUCCCGAUUGUCGAAGCCCAGAGGGUCCACACAGAGGCCAAUUCGGAACUGUCCGCACAGAUGCGCUCCAAACGGGCACCUCCUUCUACGCAGCUGGACUUCGAUGGAACGUAUGCAGGAGGCUUCUAGGAGGUUAGUGGAAACGCUGUGAUAUGUGUAGGAUUGGAGUCCUCCGGGUCGAAAACCCCGGGCCAUCAACGGGGGGGCAUUAUCCUAUCCCAUCCUAUAUCCUAUAUAUCCUAUACUAGCGGAUACCCGUGCUCCGCUACGGUUGAGCAGCAUUGCAUUGAAGGCCUUAUUGUUGUCUAUCAUAUCGCAGCAACGUAACAGUUCUAUGCCGG
Molecule: messenger RNA, 1025 nt
Organism: Rhodofomes roseus
Lineage: Eukaryota; Fungi; Basidiomycota; Agaricomycetes; Polyporales; Fomitopsidaceae
Exons: 15
Coding region: 1-813 (270 amino acids)
Source: RefSeq, a predicted model, not a curated record